Carassius carassius (crucian carp) is the source of this 1752-nucleotide messenger RNA. It is a transcript of the gene nfil3-4, whose product is annotated as nuclear factor, interleukin 3 regulated, member 4. Gene Ontology annotation, biological process: regulation of DNA-templated transcription; circadian rhythm. The record is from RefSeq and is a predicted model, not a curated record. The transcript has 2 exons. NCBI's taxonomy places the organism in Eukaryota, Metazoa, Chordata, Actinopteri, Cypriniformes, Cyprinidae. Bases 438 to 1229 code for a protein of 263 amino acids. Gene Ontology annotation, cellular component: nucleus. Gene Ontology annotation, molecular function: DNA-binding transcription factor activity; DNA binding.
GGUGUAGUGGAGACAUAAGCUUUGUGUUAAAAGAAGUAGACACAGACAGGGGCUUGUGGGCUGAUCUCAUAAAGAGGCGAACUAGCAGCCUCUAACUUUUAAUCACACUUCACACCAAAGAGAAGCCACGAGUCAGAGAGGAGAGCGUUUAAUCAGCGCUGCGAGGAAGGUGAGACACUCAGGUCACACACAGACAAGACAACUGUUUGAAGUUUGGAGAGUCUGCUGGUUCCAGUAAUGAGGAGCAUCCUUGGAGAUGUCAACGCGGGAUGACCAAACAAGGCUUUAGGAACUGUGAGAAGCUGUGAAGGUAAAGCUCCUGGCUGCAGUAUGACUGAGAAGAGGUACUAACAUCUGAGUAGCUGCAGACGCCACACACAGAAAGAGAACAGGCGCAUCCAAAGCGAAACCAAUCCGAAAAGUCACACCUGGUGAAAAUGGAGUCCGCUUUCUCGCGGGUGGUGUGGGAACCUGAGGGAGACGCUGAAGAGCUCUCUCCAAGAGGUCUGGGAUCGCGUCGCAAAAGGGAAUUCAUACCUGAAGAAAAGAAAGACGCAACCUACUGGGAGAAACGCCGCAAGAACAAUGAAGCGGCGAAGCGCUCACGAGAGAAACGAAGGGUCAGCGACUACGUGUUGGAGACUCGAUUGGUUUCGUUGAGUGAUGAAAACGCUCGCCUGCGAGCCGAGCUGUUGGCUUUGAAGCUUCGAUGCGGUUUGCUUAACCCUGGGACGCCUUAUUCCCCAUCUCAUAGGGCUCUGUCUCAGCUUCACGCUUUGGCGCCGCAACCUUUGAUUUCUUGCCCAGACAAAGACCUCUACUGGAGUAGACGGCAAGAUAGAGAGGGUUCUCAUCUAUCGGGGAGCCAACAAGCACCCCUCUGUCUUGGCACCCAUCCCGGGUCGGCGUUCCUGCCUACCCAUCCUAUGUCCAUACGAAGAAACCACCCAUAUCUCCUAGACCUCUCUCCAUCUCUCCAUUCUUCUACAGCCUCACCUUUACUCUUGCCUCCACACCUCGCCCCAGCAGCAGCACCUUGGGCAGGACGGCCCCUGCUGGCCCAGCCUGGGAAUCAGAGGAUCUUGUCGGACGAGGAGGGCGAGCAGCAGGUGCCAGCCGAUUCCAGCACCGCCCUGCCCCAUAAACUACGACUGAAGACGCAAAACUCUCAGCGCAAAGAUAGCAGGGCUAAAUCUGCGUCUCCAAAUCCAACAUACAUAUCAGAUUGAAAUCUAGCUUUGACUCGGUAGUCAUGAGUCAUCCUACUCAUUUUUGAUAACUGAACAUUGGCUAUAUUCCAGGAAGUUUGUUGCAAUCCAUCAAGAUAAAAAAAAGAUUUCUUUGAUCAAAAUGUCACAUAUUUAGAUUAUGUUUCCGAGAUACAUUUAUAGAGUCGAUAUUUCCAUCAUUGAGGUUUAAAGUGGCAAACUUGAAUUGGGAAAAAGAUGCACAUGUGUUUACAAAUUUUCGUUUUACCUUUAAUAUAGACAGGAAAGUAGGUGGUGAGAGAAAGAGAACAGGAUUUUAGGAUUUGAAAAAGGAAUUGACCAAAGUUGGACAAGAACCAUUUACUCUGUCAUAACUUUCACAAUCACUUAUUUUGUGAAUGCAUUUAUGUAUACAUUUACAUUUAUGCAUUUAGCAAAUGCUUUUAUCAAAAAGCAUUGCAUUCACAUUUUAUCAUUCAUGCAUUCCCUGAAAAUUGAUCCUUGGUGUUGCUAUAGUCACGAUCCACUGUUUGAUCUAAAGGAA